AUGUUCAAGAAACAUGAGCUCUACGUGUAUGAUUUACCAGUGAAGAUCCUCGAUUCAAUCAAAGUAUUGUACUUCGACUCUUUUUCAACGAUUUCGAAAGCUCCAGAGGCCAAAGAACUGCAAUCAAAUGAACCGAAGGUAGACUCCAAUAUUUGUCGAGUUUGUCAAAAAGAACUGAAUAAGAACGACUCAGAACAGUUUAGAUCCCAUGUUCAAAGUGAUUUGCAUAGACUCAAUCUGAAGAGACAGGCGGCAAACCUUCCCAUUGUGAAUGAGGAGGAAUUUGAACGUUUAGUUCAAGAUGACGAUAAUGUAUCGAUAUCUGGAUCAGACUACGACUCAGAGGAUGAUUUGGGUAAAGACGAAUUUGCCUCCGAGAAGUCACGUUUGGAGACAAUAACUGAAGACUAUGGUGAUCUUUCUUUGAACGACGUGAGUUUUUUGAAUACAAAGUCACCAUAUAUAUGCUUCUCCUCAGACUUACUUCCAGCUGAAAAAUGUUUUGGUAUCUACAAAACGAUAUUUACUGAUCUAGAUAAUUCCAAAGAUCCACGGAAAUUGUUACAGGAUUUGAACUCUCAGAAGGAUAAAGAUAGUCACAUUUCAGCGCUGUUCAUGAUCGGUGGAGGUCAUUUUGCCGGUGCCAUUAUCUCCCACAAACGUAGGAAUGUCAAGGGGAACAAAGGCUCUGAAGAUCAACUUUUGGAGCAAUCGGUGGAGCUUGUUGAGCAUAAAACAUUCCAUAGGUAUACGACAAGACGUAAACAAGGUGGUUCUCAAAGUGCCAGUGACAAUGGUAAGGGAAAGGCCAACUCUGCUGGAGCCUCUUUGAGACGCUAUAAUGAAGCUGAGUUGCAGAAAGACGUUAGAGAACUGUUGGGUAACUGGGCCCAUUAUUUGAAAGAUUGUCAGUCUGUAUUCAUUAGAGCCAAUGGAUCCUCUAAUAGAAACAUCCUGGUGGGAUAUGAAUCUGCGCCGUUACAGAACAAUGAUCCUAGAGUCAAAUCCUUCCCCUUCACUACAAAAAGAGCUACUUCCUCCGCGCUUAAAAAAGCUUGGGUUCAGCUGACUCAUUUAACAAUCUUGGAUACGCCAAAGAGUGAUGAAAAGUUAAAGCAGAAACUUCUUAAACAGCAAGAAAAUAUCACCAAGUCCAGAUCCGGUGGUAGGAAAGACUCUCAAAAAGACUCAAAGCUAGACCCAGAAGAAAUACAUACGGCUGAAAUUGUGUCUCUUAUAGAAAAGUCCAGAGCUCCAGCUCUGAUAGCAUACUUCAGGAAGAACAAAUUGGCUACGGAUUUUACACUGAAGCCAGAACAAAAAUUCUCUAGUGUUUCAACUCCACUUCAUUAUGCAGCAGCACAUGGAUCACCCCAUAUUUGCCAAGUGCUUCUAGUUAACCUCAAGGCUGAUCCAACGAUUACCAAUUCGACAGGGCGAACACCCUGUGAGAUUUCAGCUAGUACACAAAUCAGAAGAGCCUUCCAAGUUGCAAGAAAGACUCUUGGUGAAUCUGCUUGGGAUUGGGAGAAGGCAAAUGUUGGACCUCCAAAAUCUAAAGACGAAUUUGAUCAAGAAGAUGCCGAGGUUUCCAAGGCUGAAGAUGAAAGAAAAAGGAUGAUAAUUGAAGAGAAAUUGGCAGAAACCAGGCAAAAGUUUGAGAACCAGUACCAAGAAAGGUAUGGUUCGGGGACUAAGUUACAGCAGUUCAAUACGGUUACUCAACAAACAAACUUAAGUUCCUUAUCAGACGAUCAAAAACUAAGGUUAAUGAGAGAGCAGAGGGCGAGGGCUGCCGAAGCUAGAAUGAAGUCUUUACAGAAUAAAUAG
Messenger RNA from Komagataella phaffii GS115, 1830 nucleotides. Its product is annotated as Zinc finger protein. Bases 1 to 1830 code for a protein of 609 amino acids. The record is from RefSeq and is a predicted model, not a curated record. Gene Ontology annotation, molecular function: protein binding. Lineage: Eukaryota; Fungi; Ascomycota; Pichiomycetes; Pichiales; Pichiaceae. The transcript has a single exon.